AUGUCUUCUUUCUUCACAAUCCCCGGCGCGAACAAGAAGCGGAAAAGAACAGACGCCCCUGCGGCCCCCAAGAAGCGAAUUGCCGCCUCCAAGUCCUCCAACAGAGCCCCUCCGAAAUCGUCUGCGGCUAAAGGCAAGAGGUCCGCGACGGCGGCAGUACCCGCCUCCAAAAAGCGAAGUGAGCGCGAUGAAGACGACGAAUCGAUUUCGGGUAGCGACUCGGACGACGGGGACAUAGUCUCCGCCGCGGAGGAGAGCGACAAUGGCUCGUCGGAGGACGACGGUGUCGCGGGCGAGACUGCCGCUGAGCGCCGCCUGCGGCUCGCGGAACGCUACCUCGAGAACGUCAAGCAGCAAGUGGACGAGGUGGGCUUCGACGCCGCCGAGAUUGACCGCGACUUGAUCAACGAGCGGUUACAAGAGGACGUGGCCGAGUCCAAGGGCAAGGUCUACCGCACCCUCGUCGACGAGCUCGCCUUCGACCGCGCGACCUCGUCCUUCUUCCGCAACAACACCGAGACCUUCACCUCCGUCGCCGUCAAUGCCCCUUACGCCUACACAACGACCAAGGACAUGUACCUGCACAAGUGGAGGAUACAGGACCUCCCCCAACACCAAUUCCCGCAGACCACCAAGAAGAAGCCCAAGAAGCCGCCCGCCCCGCCGCGCAAGAAGCCCGAGUUAGACAACUGGCUGAGGGGCAACCUACACUUCGCAACAAAAAAGUCGUUCCAGCGCCACGUUGACAAGAUCCUGUGUGUUGCUGCGUCGCCGGACGGCAAGUACGUCGUCACGGGCGGCGAGGACCGCAGGCUCAUCAUCUACGACGCCGAGACCCUUAAGCCCAUCCGCGUCUUCACCCACCACCGCGACGCUGUCACCGGUCUCGCCUUUCGCCGCGGCACGAACCAGCUCUACUCUUGCUCAAAGGACCGCACGGUCAAGGUCUGGAGCUUGGACGAGCUUGCCUACGUCGAGACCCUUUUCGGCCACCAGGACGAAAUUGUGGACAUCGACGCUCUUGCUCAGGAGCGCUGCGUGAGUGUAGGUGCACGUGACCGGACAGCACGUCUGUGGAAGGUCGCCGAAGAGACGCAGCUCGUCUUCCGCGGCGGCGCCGUAGACAAGAAGUCCCGUCCGGACGUCGACCCGCGGUCACUCCCGCACGAGGGCAGUAUGGACCGUGUUGCCAUGAUUGACGAUGAGCUCUUCGUCACGGGCAGCGAUAACGGCUCCCUUGCUCUCUGGAGCGUCACAAAAAAGAAGCCACUACACAUCUUCCCCAUGGCCCACGGUCUGGAACAAGCCCUCCGGCCGGACGAGGCCUCGGCGGAUCACAAUCCGGACCCGAGCAUCGUGCCGCCGCCGCAACCGCGGUGGAUCACGGCUCUCAAGACGAUCCCUUACUCAGACGUCAUCCUCAGUGGAAGUUGGGAUGGCUGCAUAAGGGUAUGGCGCCUAAGCGAGGACAAGAGAAAAAUCGAAGCAGCGGGCGUCCUCACAUCGGAGGCCGAGCAGGUCUCGAGAGCCGGCAAGAGCAAGCCAGAAGAUGCCGCCGGCGGCUUGAAGGGGGUGAUUAACGAUAUUGCCAUCUUUGAACGCGGUGAGCGUGGGCAGGAUGGCGUUUGCGUUGUGGCGGCGGUUGGCAAGGAGCACAGGCUGGGCAGGUGGCAGAUGCGCAAGGGCAAGGGGAAGAACGGUGGAUAUGUGUUUGAGGUGCCCAAAGUCUUGAAAAAGCCGGAGGUGAACGGCAACCAUAAUGACGCAUCGAAUUCGGAAAGCGAGUAA
Molecule: messenger RNA, 1788 nt
Organism: Colletotrichum graminicola M1.001
Lineage: Eukaryota; Fungi; Ascomycota; Sordariomycetes; Glomerellales; Glomerellaceae
Product: WD domain-containing protein
Exons: 1
Coding region: 1-1788 (595 amino acids)
Cellular component (GO): small-subunit processome
Molecular function (GO): snoRNA binding; protein binding
Source: RefSeq, a predicted model, not a curated record